Molecule: messenger RNA, 1805 nt
Organism: Scatophagus argus
Lineage: Eukaryota; Metazoa; Chordata; Actinopteri; Scatophagidae
Product: glycerol-3-phosphate dehydrogenase [NAD(+)], cytoplasmic-like
Exons: 8
Coding region: 74-1345 (423 amino acids)
Biological process (GO): glycerol-3-phosphate catabolic process; carbohydrate metabolic process
Cellular component (GO): glycerol-3-phosphate dehydrogenase (FAD) complex; cytosol
Molecular function (GO): glycerol-3-phosphate dehydrogenase [NAD(P)+] activity; protein homodimerization activity; NAD binding
Source: RefSeq, a predicted model, not a curated record
CACUCUGUUUUGUACACACAUUGUAUCCACUAAGCUUUAUAAAGUAACACAGUGACGAACUGUGAAAGUGAACAUGUUAAAAGCCAGUGUUACAAAUGCGCUGAAACGGCUUGUAACACGCUAUUAUGACUGUUCCAUUUUAGUAAAGGCGAGAGGUGUAGCCGUGGCGAGCGAUGGGAGGAGUGAAUCCGUGGUAGAAAUUUAUAAGGCGUAUGAGGAAGUUACAAUAGAAAGCAGGAAAAGAGAGCCACAUUGUCUUCAUUUCAGCCGAACAACAGGUCCGACGACUGUCAAAAUGCCUGGAAAGAAAGUCUGCAUCGUCGGAUCUGGAAACUGGGGCUCCUCCAUUGCCAAAAUUAUUGGGCACAAUGUCAAAGCAUCCAACCGGUUCGACCCAAUGGUGAACAUGUGGGUUUACGAAGAAAUGAUUGAUGGAAAGAAGCUAACGGACAUCAUUAACACCGAGCAUGAAAAUGUCAAAUAUCUACCUGGUCACAAGCUGCCCAAGAAUGUGGUUGCUGUUCCAGACAUCACAGAGGCCGUCAAAGGGGCAAAGGUCCUUGUCUUUGUAAUCCCUCACCAGUUCAUCAGCAAGAUCUGUGAUCAGAUAAAACCUCACAUCAUGGAGGGAACCAUCGGCAUAUCACUCAUCAAAGGUGUCGAUGAGGGGCCAGAUGGACUGAAGCUCAUUUCAGACAUCAUCCGAGAAAAACUGGAGAUUGAUGUCAGCGUCCUAAUGGGGGCCAACAUUGCAAGCGAGGUGGCAGAUGAGAAGUUCUGUGAAACUACCAUAGGGGCAAAAAAUGAAGCAAACGGUGUUAUCUUCAAGGAGCUGCUUCAAACUGCCAACUUCCGUAUCACCGUCGUACAGGAGAGCGACACAGUGGAACUGUGUGGAGCUCUGAAGAAUAUAGUGGCAGUUGGUGCUGGGUUCUGUGAUGGCCUCGGCUUUGGCGACAACACCAAGGCGGCGGUGAUCAGGCUGGGUCUGAUGGAAAUGGUCGCCUUUGCCAAGUUGUUCUGCAAAGGCCAGGUGACCUCCACUACUUUCCUGGAAAGCUGUGGUGUGGCCGACCUCAUCACAACCUGCUAUGGAGGACGAAACCGUAAAGUGGCAGAGGCCUUUGUAAAAACAUCCAAGUCUAUCGCUGAGCUGGAGGAGGAAAUGCUUAACGGCCAGAAGCUGCAGGGCCCACAAACCUCAGCUGAGGUCUACAAGCUCCUACAAAAGAGGGACAUGGUCAGCAAGUUCCCCUUGUUUUCUGCAGUCUACCAAAUCUGCUUUGAGGGCAAGGAGGUGAAGGAAUUCAUCACCUGUCUGCAGAACCACCCAGAGCACAUGUGAGGGGACCAAACAUGUCCACUGCUGCUCCUCCAGCAGCGAUUUACUACCACUAGAGGGUGAAAGAGACUCAUCAGACAGAAACGCACAAGCAACGCAGAGCACUUUUACCCAAGAUUAUGUGUACCAUUUCAUCGUGGAUAUUUGUCUUAACUUUGCUUAUUUUUCUUUUUUUGUGAAAUGUUCUGUAAUAUUCAUUUGGCUCUUGUGCAGGGAAGUUAAAAACAUCAAUUAAAUUAUACUCAGUACGCUUCAAGCUUUGAUUUUCACCAGCAGCAGGUAUUAAAAUAUCGAGCUCCUUUUCUCUUUCCUUUCUUAUUUUAAAAAGAUUUUGUAUGGAGAUAUAUAAAUGUAACACUGAUUUUGACUGACUAUGUACAAUUCAUUUGCAAAAUUAAAACAAAGCAUAGUCUUUUUUUAUCUUCAUGUGAAUUUUUUUUCAAUAAAAUCAGUUAAUAAGAAA